AAUGGUAUCUCCCGAGAAUAGCUGCUCUCCCCCCCCCCAUCCACAGGAAUGGAUCCUUCCGUGUCUGAGACUCCACACCAGAGCGUCUGAAAAACGUCUUGACGUCACGGGUCACAUGACACUUUUCGCCGGGUGGACGCUGGAAAGCAGUGGCAGAGCUAGAGCGGUAUGGCUGGGAGACAAUGUAUCAACCGGGGGGGAUAAUGUAUGGCUGUAACAUGUGGGGGGGGGGCUCAGUCAUACAGUAUGUGUAUAAUAACACACAGGGAGAGGGGCUCUGUGUAUAAUAACACACAAUGAGAGGGGCUCUGUGUAUAAUAACACACAGUGAGAGGGGCUCUGUGUAUAAUAACACACAGUGAGAGGGGCUCUGUAUAAUAACACACAGUGAUGGGGCUCUGUGUAUAAUAACACACAGCACACAGUGAUAGGGGCUCUGUGUGUAAUAACACACAGUGAGAGGGGCUCUGUGUAUAAUAACACACAGUGAGAGGGGCUCUGUGUAUAAUAACACACAGUGAGAGGGGCUCUGUGUAUAAUAACACACAGUGAGAGGGGCUCUGUAUAAUAACACACAGUGAUGGGGCUCUGUGUAUAAUAACACACAGCACACAGUGAGAGGGGCUCUGUGUAUAAUAACACACAGUGAGAGGGGCUCUGUGUAUAAUAACACACAGUGAGAGGGGCUCUGUAUAAUAACACACAGUGAGAGGGGCUCUGUAUAAUAACACACAGUGAGAGGGGCUCUGUGUGUAAUAACACACAGCGAGAGGGGCUCUGUGUGUAAUAACACACAGCGAGAGGGGCUCUGUGUGUAAUAACACACAGCGAGAGGGGCUCUGUGUGUAAUAACACACAGCGAGAGGGGCUCUGUGUGUAAUAACACACAGCGAGAGGGGCUCUGUGUGUAAUAACACACAGCGAGAGGGGCUCUGUGUGUAAUAACACACAGCGAGAGGGGCUCUGUGUGUAAUAACACACAGCGAGAGGGGCUCUGUGUGUAAUAACACACAGCGAGAGGGGCUCUGUGUGUAGUAACACACAGCGAGAGGGGCUCUGUGUGUAGUAACACACAGCGAGAGGGGCUCUGUGUGUAGUAACACACAGCGAGAGGGGCUCUGUGUGUAGUAACACACAGCGAGAGGGGCUCUGUGUGUAAUAACACACAGCGAGAGGGGCUCUGUGUGUAAUAACACACAGCGAGAGGGGCUCUGUGUGUAAUAACACACAGCGAGAGGGGCUCUGUGUAUAAUAACACACAGCGAGAGGGGCUCUGUGUGUAAUAACACACAGCGAGAGGGGCUCUGUGUGUAAUAACACACAGCGAGAGGGGCUCUGUGUGUAAUAACACACAGCGAGAGGGGCUCUGUGUGUAAUAACACACAGCGAGAGGGGCUCUGUGUGUAAUAACACACAGCGAGAGGGGCUCUGUGUGUAAUAACACACAGCGAGAGGGGCUCUGUGUGUAAUAACACACAGCGAGAGGGGCUCUGUGUGUAAUAACACACAGCGAGAGGGGCUCUGUGUGUAAUAACACACAGCGAGAGGGGCUCUGUGUGUAAUAACACACAGCGAGAGGGGCUCUGUGUGUAAUACACACAGCGAGAGGGGCUCUGUGUGUAAUAACACACAGCGAGAGGGGCUCUGUGUAUAAUAACACACAGCACACAGUGAUAGGGGCUCUGUGUGUAAUAACACACAGCGAGAGGGGCGCUGUGUGUAAUAACACACAGCGAGAGGGGCGCUGUGUGUAAUAACACACAGCGAGAGGGGCGCUGUGUGUAAUAACACACAGCGAGAGGGGCGCUGUGUGUAAUAACACACAGCGAGAGGGGCGCUGUGUGUAAUAACACACAGCGAGAGGGGCGCUGUGUGCUGUACCCUAAACUAUUUAUUGAACUCUUUUCCUCCUGGUUACCCCAUUUUGUUUCCUCUAGCACUCCCUCUCUCAUACUUGGGGACUUCAAUAUCCCUAUCAACAAGCUCAACUGCCCUGAUGUCUCUCGUCUGCUCUCUGUAACCUCCUCCUUUGGAUUCGCACAGAUUUCUUCCUCAGCAACUCACAAUGCAGGAAACACUCUUGACCUCAUCUUCACCAAUCUCUGUACCACCUCUGAUCUCUCCACUGUUCCAUUUCCUUUGUCUGACUACCAUCUGCUAACAUUUAACAUCUGCAUACCCCAUACCAAAAUUUCACCACCAUCAACUCUCCAACCUCGCAGAAACCUCAACUCCCUCGAUCUCCAGCACUUCUCCACCAAACUCCAAACACUCCUUUUACCCAUCUCAAAUCUCAACUGCCCUAACUCUGCAACCUCACUCUACAACUCCUCUCUCUCCUCUCAACUUGACAUCAUGGCACCUCCUACAGUUAACCGCACCAAGCGCCCACACUACAACCCUGGCACACCAAGCUGACCCGUUACCUCCAAAAAUGUUUCAGAACUGCUGAACGCUGCUGGAGAAAGUAUCACUUUGCAUCUGACUUUGUCCAUUAUAAAUUUAUGCUGCGCUCCUACAGCAUGGCUCUUUCCUCUGCAAAAGUAAACUACUUCAACACCCUCAUAAGCACACUGUCCCAUCAACCCAAACACCUGUUUUACACUUUUGAUGCUUUUCUUCGCCCUGUGACUCCCCCUCCUUCCACCCCCUUUUCCGCCACAAACUUUGCAUCUCAUUUCAUUGAGAAGAUCUCUACAAUCAGGAAAGAUAUCUCUAAUCUCUCUCCUACCCCUAUCAAUACAUCACCCAACCCCACUCUCCCUGCCAUCCUAUGCUCAUUUGCACCUUCUACAGCACAAGAGGUUUCUGCUCUGCUCCUGUCCUCCCGCCCCACCACCUGCUUCCUCGAUCCUAUUCCCUCGCAUCUCAUCCGCACUUUGUCUCCCUCUCUUGCGCUUCCUCUCGCUAACAUUUUCAAUCUCUCCCUUUUCUCUGGCACAUUUCCCUCACCCUUCAAACGUGCAACCGUAACCCCGAUUCUGAAAAAGCUGAACCAUGAUCUCAACUCCCCAUCCAUCUCGCUACUGCCAUUUUCCUCCAAGAUCCUCAAGAGAGUUGUGUACGGCAGAUUGACAGACUUUCUCGAAUCCAACUCUCUGCUUGACCCCCUUCAGUCUGGAUUCCGCGCUGGUCACUCUGUCGAAACUGCUGUGACCAUAGUAUCCAACGAUUUAAUUUCUGCUAAAUCUCGCGGCCAAUACUCUAUCCUAAUCCUCCUUGAUCUUUCUGCCGGCUUUGACACUGUUGAUCAUCAACAGCUUCUUCACAUUCUCCGUAACUUUGGUCUACGGGAUACUGCUCUCUCCUGGUGCUCCUUCUACCUCUCCCAGCGCUCCUUCAGUGUUUCUUUCUCUUGCUCUGCCUCUUCUCCCCAACCCCUCUCUGUCGGCGUUCCCCAAGGUUCUGUCCUAGGCCCCCUACUGUUCUCUAUCUAUACUGCCUCCCUUGGUAAACUCAUCAGCUCCUUUGGCUUCCAAUAUCAUUUAUAUGCAGAUGACACGCAAAUCUACCUGUCCUCCCCUGAUCUCUCUCUGCCCACCUUGACUCGUGUUUCUGACUCCCUCUCUGCAAUUUUCAACUGGAUGGCUGCCCACUUCCUUAAACUCAGCCUGUCCAAAUCAGAACUUCUAGUUUUUCCUCCCUCAAGUGCUGCUACUCCUGUGUCUGUCUCCAUCCAAGUCAACGGCGCUACUAUCACCUCUACCUCGCAGGCUCACUGCCUAGGGGUUCUUUUUGAUUCUGACUUCUCUUUUACUCCUCAUGUCCAUUCGAUAGCCAAAUCCUGUCGCUUCCAACUCCAGAACAUAGCGUGCAUCCACCCAUAUGUAACGCCGGAUGCGGCUAAGGUACAGGUUCAUGCUGUUGUUCUCUCUCGUCUUGACUAUUGCAAUCCCCUUCUCACCAGUCUUACAUGUUCCCAGCUUGCACCGCUGCAAUCUAUAAUGAAUGCGGCUGCGAGGCUUAUUUUCCUGUCCGGUCGCACCUCCCACUCCUCCACGCUCUGUCAGUCCCUGCAUUGGCUUCCAGUUAGAUAUAGGGCCCAAUUCAAAAUUCUGGCGCUUGCUUACAAAUCCCUACAUAAUGCUGCUCCAACAUACAUAUACUCCCUCAUACACAAGUAUGUCCUGUCGAGACCCCUGCGUUCAGCCCAAGACCUACGCCUAUCCUCUGCCCGGAUCCCCACCUCUGCUCGCCUUCAAGACUUCUCCAGAGCUUCACCUAUUCUGUGGAACUCCCUUCCCUCUUCAAUCAGACUUUCACCCAGCCUCCACUCCUUCAAAAAAUCUUUGAAAACUCACUUCUUCAUUAAGGCGUAUCAAUUAAACUAUCAUCGGGUUUCUCAUCCCCCACCCCAUGACUCCUUUCCUGCAACUGUCAAAAAUGACCUACCAAGCACUCAAUAAACACUUCUCUAACAAACUAUUUAAUUCCCCUACUUUAACCCUUUGUGUCACUAUACCCCACUCCCUCUAGCAUGUAAGCUCAUCGAGCGGGGCCCUCAACCCCCUCUGUUCCUGUACGUCCAGUGGUCUUAUCUCAAUUAUGUGUCUUUUAGUCCACCCAUUGUAUAGCGCUACGGAAUUUGUUGGUGCUAUAUAAAUAAUAAUAAUUAUUAAUGAGAGAAUUACGGAGACUGCUGCAUGAAUUUCUAAUUUAAGACCAAAGUAGCCGAACUGAAAACAGAAUUGGCUUGGAGAAGUUUUCUAUCUUGGCUAUAUUGGCCUAUAUAAAAAAAAAUAAUCGUUUAGAAUGUAUCAAUUCUCACUUUAGCGACUAACCCUGUAUAACAUAUCACACUAUAUUGUGGGACAUUGUAAAAUUAUGACAUAUUUCACCAUGCAGCGUUCCUCUGUGACAGCAUUGACUAUAAUAGGUUGUAAUGAAUAAUAUAUUGUUUAAUUGUAGUGAAAAAAGGUUGUGCAGAAGACAAAACCAUGGAUGAAGAACCUGAAAAAACAAAGCGCUGGGAAGGGGGCUAUGAAAGAACAUGGUAAGCUUUUAAAGAGAACCGACAGUAGCAAAAAUAACAGUAAUUAGCUUCCAUUUCCAUAAGAAAAUAGAAAACACAUAGGGGGCGCUCUAAAAUGUGUGAAACCAAAGAAAUAAAGUAAAUACGUAUUUACUUUAUUUCUUUGGUUUCACACACAUUUUAGAGCGCCCCCUAUCUGUUUUCUAUUUUCCUAUUGUAUGUGUGUUUUUAAGUGGUUUUUAAACACUGGGGAAGUCGCUAUCUAGAACACCUCACUUGCACUUUGUGUGUUAAGGGUUUGCUGUUCCCUUUCUAUAGCUUCUCUUCUGUCCAAUCACCCUUCCUUCCCCCCAUUGCUGAUUAAAAAAAUAAUUAAAAAAAAAAAAAAUAUAUAUAUAUAUAUAUAUAUAUAUAUAUAUAUAUAUAUAUAUAUAUAUAUAUAUAUAUAUAUAUAUAUAUAUAUAUAUAUAAAAAUGAAAGUUUAAAAGAUUACUUACCUUGCUUCCAGUGCCAAGAGGAUCACGUAUUAGUGUUGUUUCUGUUGCUGGAACACCUAUAGGGAGCACACUGGACUUUGCCAUAUUGGCUUUGUAGACUGAUAUUGCUCCAUAAUCCCCUAGUAUCUUCUGCAAGGCCCCCAUCGAGUUCACCGGGUCAGUGAGCACCAAGAGCACAUCAUCCGCAUAGGCUGAGACCAAGAAUUCUCUCCCUCCCACGUUUACCCCCCUUCACUUCUGGGUGUUGCUCUAGCACCUGUAGUAGAGGUUCUAGCGAUAAGACGAAUAAAAGGGGAGAGAGGGGACAUCCCUGCCUAGUCCCAAUGGAGAGUUGGAAAGGGCGUAUCAAGGCCCCUGAAAUUUUCACCUGUGCUCUUACAUUGCUAUACAUGGCUCUGAGCAAGGCCAUAAACUGUCCCGGGAAACCCAGGUGCUUCAGGAGCGUAAACAAAUAAGGCCACUUCACUCAAUCGAACGCUUUUUCUGCGUCAAGCGAUACUAGUAGCGUUGGGGUCCGAGUGACUGUCUGCUUCCAUAUCAGGUCCAUGUUCAAAUAACUGUCUGCCCGGUAUGAAGCCUACUUGAUCCGCAUUGAUCAUAUUCACUAGGAAGGGGUUAAGCCUGUCUGCUUGGAUUUUCGCCAGUAUUUUCAUAUCAUGGUUUAUUAGGGAUAUGGGCCUAUAACUUUUGGACAGUAGUGGGUCCUUAUCUGGUUUUGGCAGUAAUACUAUGGUAGUCAGAGACAUAUCUGGGUUUGGUGUGCCUCCUGUCCUAAACCUAUUGAAUACUGUAGUUAAGUGGGGUGUGAGUAUGUCUUGAAACGUCUUAUAAUAGCUACCAUCGAAGCCGUCUGGUCCAGGAGUCCUAUUCCCUUUUUAAGGCAGUGAUUGAUCUAUCUAUUUCAUCCGGGGCCAGAGUUUCAGCAGCUUCCUGUGGCAACUUGGGCAGACCUAGGUCGCUAAGGAACCUACGCGUUAAGUCUUCUUCUCUUGCCGUCGAUGUCCCUGAUGGACUUCACUUUAAUUAUCAUUGCCUUCUCUUAGAUCUACAGCAUAACAAGAUGUGUUUUAAAGGAUGAGCUCAAUUAACUUUUUUUUUUUUUUUUCUUCUCAACCUAUAUAACUAUAUAUAUUUACAUUAUUUCACAUAGAAUUAUCUGAGUUUUAUUCAUUAAACAGCAUAUUGCACAGUUUAAAAAAAAAAAAAGUGCAGAACUUGAGCCAGGGCUGGCUAAGAAUGGAUCCCCAAUUGUUGUAGAACAAUACCUUCUUAUCAUGUAUUAUUAUUACAUUGCUCAGCACUUCAAAAAUUGUGUGCAUUUUUGCAAUUUUAUUGAUUUUGUUCUCAUUAGGGAAGUGCUGAAGGAGGAUGAAUCUGGAUCUCUCAAAGCCACAAUUGAUGAUAUUCUGUUCAAAGACAAAAGGAAACGGUAACAGCUUUAUUAAUUAUAACUUACUGUAAUUUAUUACAAUAGUAGUAGCCAUAGCAAAACUCCAAAACCACUUCAACAAAGUUCUAGAUCUUACCUGUUCAUCUUUUUUUUUUUUCUGAACACAUUUUGUAUUGGGGAAAAUUCACAGACCAUGGAUAUUCCAUUGCUGCAAACACCCAAUAUUUGUAUUCUGCUACGGUUCUUAAGUACACUGUUACCAAAUUUGUAUACCUUUUCCCCCAAUCCUACCCCUAAUAUGUUCCCUAAUCCAACCCUUAAUCCAAGAUGAAACAUUGCACAUCAAAACUCCUACCACGAUGACCACUUCAAAAAGCAGAAGUGGUCAUGGUGGUUGGAGUAGCCUUUAAAAGCCUGUUUAUUAUAUAUAUUUUUUUUCUUUUACAAUAGAUAAGUGGAUAUUUUUCCUUUCCUGUGUAUAACUAAUGUGGUUAGUUCACUUUCUAUUCAAGUUGUUUAGUCCCAAUUCACUUGUUUUGUUUUCUUAAGAGUCUUUGAACAACGUGGUCAAGUGCGACUUGGAAUGGUAAGAGUUGGUUACUUUUUAAUAAAGAAAAAAAAAAACUAUCCAUUAUAUAACAUUCAAAGGGAAAUUCAUGUAACUGUCUUUUUUUUAACGUUUACAUUUUUAUGUUAAACAAGAUUGGGGAAAAAAUUGUGCCUGUGUUUUGUUGCCCCAUGGUCAGUCUAUGAUGCGUAUAUAUGUCUUCCUUCACUAGAUGCGCCACCUUUAUGUGAUAGUCGAUGGAUCAAGAACGAUGGAAGAACAAGAUCUGAAACCCAAUAGGCUCACGUCUACUUUAAAGGUAACGAGGAACUGGACCACUAAAGUAAUUUUUUAAUUUUUUCCCUAGCUGGUCAUUUUAGCAAGCCUUCUUUGUAUUUUAGUUUGUUAAAUAGCCCAAAUAGAAAGGGAUAUUACUCUGCACAACUCUGCUAUGGAAAAUAUCCAACCUGUUGAUCCAUCCAUCUACUCUUAGCAAAGAUGUUUUUUUUUUUUUUUUUUCAUUAGUCUGCUCAUGGCAUAAUUUAUGUAGUCUUGUAUUGUCAUUUAAAUAUAUGGUGGUUCUUGCAUUGGUAGAAUUUUCUGCACAAAUGUUAAUCUCCAUGCUAAAAUCUGCCAGAUUGUUAAAUAGCAGAUUAAAAUUGCUGAUAGUUGACUGUUUCGCUACUUUUUAAAAUGGCUCUGUCCAGUAGUGGUUUUUGUUUUGUUUUUUUUUGGAAGGGGGCAGGGGGGUGAGAGCACUUCCCGAGAUGACAUACCCACUUAAAAUGCAACAGCACAGGGGAGAAUCUAAAGGAAAAUAUACUUACCUGAAUAUCUCCCAUUUGGAUGCUGCCAUCUUCUUGUGGGUUCUGUCUUCGGCUCUUGAUGCUUUAUCCACUGGGAACCUGUGUCAGUGCUGUUCUUUUGUGCAAGUAUAAAAAUACAAAAGAGAGCUCUAUAACAGCGAUAGAUGGAUCCUCCAUAGAACUUAUAGAUGCUCAAAAAGAUGCCUUUUCCCACGGCUAUCAGAAGCGAUGGCUGCUAAAAUACAACAAAGGAACCUUUCAACAAUUUGGAUCCAGUUUAGAGUUCUCAAUAAGGCCAAGUAGUCCCUACUUCUUUUGACUGAGUUGGAAUUUCAGUUAAAAUCCAACACAUUCAUCGUUAGUCUUCAUAGAAUAUUAAAAAGUUGCUACUUUUAAUGUUAUGAAUGUAGUUGAUGCAUGAUGUUGCUUCUUGAUUAUGUCUAAUUCAUACAUUUUUGUUAAAGUGCUAGUUAUAUAUUUUUUUUAAUCUUAUUUUAUGACAUGCACCUUUAAAACCUAUAUUAUUUAUAUAGAAGUUGCUAGGCAGGUUUAUAUGUAUCAAGGUUAAUUUAUGUACCUCUAUGUAUAAUAUUUUUCAAGCAUUGGCAAUGAGCUCAAAUCUGGUAUAGUAUCAAUCCAGCUAUAUCUGUUUUGGGCUAAAGGACUUCUCUUGCAUUUGAGGCUUUUGAUUCUAUAUUAUGCAACAAAAACAUAUUUCAUACAUUGGUAUUAUUUUAUUUUAGCUGCUAGAAUACUUUGUGGAUGAAUACUUUGAUCAAAAUCCUAUCAGUCAGGUAAGUGCUGCACCGCAGUUUGUAAAACACAUUUUUUUUUUCCCUUCAUUUUUGGUAAAUGACAAAACCAUAUUUAUUUUUGACAUAUAUUUUAUUUAUAUUUGUUUUAGAAAACUCUAGCAUUGGGAUAUUAUUGGGUCACAUGUACAUUAUAACAAUUUUUAUAAAAAAAAUUCCAUAGCUUUAUAAUGCCCAUGUACAAAUGCUAAUAAUCUAUUAAAGAUUUGUCACAUUGUAGUCAUCUUGUUGUGCCUUGGCUCCCAGUCCACCAGUCACUUACUCUUCUGAGUUUUGCAACGUCUGUUCUGCUGCUGUUUCUUUAGUUUAACGUAUAUGGCAGUCUCCCUUGUUCAAUUACCCUUGUAUAGUGUCUGAUAUGUUUUGUGUGUAAGUGCAAGCAUUUAAAGAUGUCACACAAUAUCCUAGUAAAUAUGGCACUUUGAGAAUAUUGUCUGUUAAUGUUCAGUUCCUGCUAAAAUAAACCCGUGUGCCCCUGCAAAGGCAUCUGGCACUCUUGGUAUUUGUUCCUGGAUCCUAGUCUGCUUCCUUUGAUUACCGUGCUACUUAAGAUCUAAGAGAGUUUAUAAACAUGACUUCAGUCAGAUCCAAGUCUCAUUUGCUUUGUACUUUGGAUGAAGCAGACAGUCUACUCUCUGACUCAUCCUUGUUUGUCAAUAACGUGUUAUGUUAGAUGCAGCCAUUUCAACUAUGCCAUUAUUCUGUCAUCACACAGGUAUAGUCAUUAAAAUGAGAAUUCAAGGUGAAUUCACAGACCAUUUCAAAUUUAAGGUGAAAUGAAAAUAGCUGAAAUGGAAACAUUCUCUCUUAGCUAUGAUUUAUUUCAGCUUCUCUGGCCUUAUGUUUAAAAGUAAUUUUGAGUUCACUUUUAGGGUUAUUAACUACAGUCAGAAUUCAAAGUAAUUUUCAAAUUCUACGCCAAAGAAGUCAAACUUGAAGUUUGGCUUGAAGUUAAAGAUUUUCCCAAUUCAGCUAUUUUUCAUCUUAAACUCAAAUUCUCACUGUAGUAAAUAACUGACAGUUUCAAUGCUCUAAUCAAGUUACUAAGAAUUUCCCCGCUAGACUACAUUGUUACCUGUCUUAGCAUUGAAAUAUUUCUUUAAAAAUAGCUGUGAUCACCCUAAUGUCUAUCUUCAUAAACUUUCAGUUAAGACUGAGUUCCCUCCUCCUUUUCUAGAUCCUGGUCUCGCCAUGCCUCCAAACAGAAUUCCUAGUCAUGUCUGACUCUGCCAUUUUCUCUGGAAGCCAAACGUGUGUGUGUGUGUGGUCCCAAUAUCAAAAUAGUACAAGGGCUCAUGGUUGUCAGAUGAAUAUUCUCUUGUCACAAAUAGGUCUUAUUCAUUUCUUUAUUUUUCCAUCCUUUAUUUAAACUUGAGUGGUAAACAGUACCGUGCACAAUGACAAUAAGUAAAGCAGUAUUGUGGCCACAGUGGUGACUUCAUUGGCAUUGUUAAUAAAACAGAGGUCCUAGUGACCACAAUGCAAGUAUACGAAUAUUCAGGGUGAGUGAAACAUUAGUACAUUGCAGUGAGUACAAGCCUUUGGGUCCUAUACAAUGGAGACCUUUGGCAAUAGAUGCGACUGAGUAUCUCAAGUCCCGUCUGUGGUAUACAGCUGGAUAUCAUCGUUCCCGGGUGGUUACCCACUGGCUGUGGAGAUCGUAUGUCAACUUUGUGGUAUCCAUUCAUUAAGUAUUUUACCGGUCUGGGUGAAUGCCCGUCCGGAAUGUGUAAGAGAAUAGAAGGUGGAUAAGUGGAAGAGUAGAGGGUGGAGAAGAAGUAGAAAGAGAGAGGUUCAGCACGAAACGGGGUUCGCCAAGAGGACAGAGGUGAGGGGUGGUGUCCGGGCAGCCCCCCUGGAACCCAGCAGGCCGCAGCAGUGGACAGGUUAGGUCGACUCAUCUAGGAAGGAUUUCCACAGCUCCCACUCCCUCUCAAAGGUUUUUAGCGUACCUCGGACCUUGGCAGUCAAUUUAACCAUUAAGUGUGUAUCUUUUAGUUUUAAUAUGACCAUGUUGAUGGAUGGGACCUCUGACCACAGCCUGGUUUGAGCUAUUGACCUUCUGGCAGCUAGGGCAAUUUUUUGCAUCAGUUUUUGUUCUGGUCUAGUCCAUAUCCAUCAAGCGGCCUAGACAGUAAUAGUACUGUCCCCACGGGUGAGGCGUCAGUGGUCUGUGGAAGAUGUUCGUUAUUAGGUCGUUUAACUUUUCCCCAAAGCGUUUGUAUCCGAGUGCAGUCCCACCUCAUAUGUUUGUACGUGCCUCUCUGUCCGUAUAGUCUCCAACAUUGGUCUGUCAGGGUUUUGUGCAUGUGGUAGAGCUGGACCGGGGUAGUGUACCACCUGAACAUUGUUUUGUACGAUUGCUCUUGCAUCGUGACACAUAUCGAGGUCCGACUGUUAAUCUCCCAGAUGUCUUGCUACUUAGUUCCUUCCAAUGUCUCCCCGAGUUCUGCUUCCCACUGGUCCGUGUAUCGCAGACCCCCAGUCUGUAGUGUUGAUGCAUAAGUGUGAGUAUAGACUGGUGAUGAGGCCCUUUUGAUCUGUUUCUUUUCAAAGAAUGUUAGCUGUGUCCGGGCUGCUUUUUUCAUGUGUGGAUUUUGGGCAAAGUCCCUGAUCUCUAGAUACCGAAAAUAGUCAAAUAGGUCUUAUUCUGUAGCAUUGGGAUGUUGAAGUUCCAAAGUCAAAGCCCAUAUUAUACAUGUUCGAGCCCAACAUUAUUAUACAUUGUGUUUUUCUGUUCAUAACUAUAGAUAAACUCCUUUUUCAUUUUUUUAGUUUUGAAGUAACUCGUGAUUAAUUUUUCUCUCUUUAAUUUUUUUUUUUUUUUUCCUGGACUUGCAUUUUUCAGGUUGGCCUCAUUGUUACAAGGAACAAACGAGCAGAAAAACUGACAGAACUCGCUGGUAUGAAACUUGUCCAUUUUAAAUCCUGCUGAGCCAGAAAUCCUGUGACACUGUAAUCCAUCAUGUUAGUUCUUUUUAAUGCCCAUGCUAUUAUUCUAUUUUUAAAGAUUUAACUGUUCAUUUAAGCAAGACUUUCAUCUGAAACCAGAGAUGAUAAACAAAUGAGAACCAAAUACUGGAUCGUGAAACUCCGUACGAUCCUUUAAUUAAUGCAGCAACAUUAUGCCACUGAUUGAGUAAUAUGUGUGAAUAUGUGUAUGACAGUGAGGCUACGGUGAUGUUGGAUGCAAAUUAUAGUGAAUAAUGGCCUUUACAAAUCCUGUUACUCAUAAAGUAAUUCAGGAAAUACAAAUCUGCAGGUUUUUUUCUAAUUGUAUUUAUUUAUUUUCUCAUUCCAAUCUCGCCUGUAUGAAAUCCAAAAACGUGGCACAUUCUGAGACUGUUCUCAGAGUGCCUUAUAACAUACGUUAUAAUAAUCGUCCACACAGAUCAUCUCAAAUGUGUUUUAGAUAAAUUUAAUAUUGAAUUACAACAGUCCUUACUUCUUUAACCCCUUAGGACACAGUUUCAGAAAUAAAAGGGAAUCAUGACGGAAUAUUACCGUCAUGUGUCCUUAAUGGGGUUAAUAUAAUUAGGAAGAAAACCAAAAAAAGUGUAAAGAUAUACUGUGUAGCUUGUCUAGAGAUGUAAGUGGCAAGACAAGGUAUUGUGAAUCUGUGGCAGCAUUGGUUUAAUAUCUUUCUAGACACUGUAGGUACUGCAGACACCUGGUCCACUUUUCUACUAAAUUUAGUGCACAAGUAACAGUUGAUCUAAUGCACUUUGUCUCAGCUGGACUCAUCCAUGGCAUGCAACUUAAGAUCUGGGACAAGAUAAGUUUCAUUAUAUUCUGCCGCAGGGAUUAAGAGUAGUUAUUUUAAUCUUCCAAUCUUCAUGUUAUUUACUGCUAUUACAUGUUGCUUAGAAAAGCUUACUAAUGGGGGAAUGACAGUCUUUGCGAUCACUAAACCUUUUACCUUUUUCCAGGGAACCCCAGACAGCACAUAACUGCCCUGAAGAAAGCUGUAGAUAUGACCUGCACGGGCGAACCAUCCCUCUACAACUCAUUAAACCUAGCACUGCAGACAUUGAAGUUAGUACUUCUAGUGUCCAGUAGCAUUUUACCAUCUUAAUCAUUUACUGAAUCAUUUCAGCACCUUGCCUUAUGUUUCCUUGAAUGUGAUUCUUUAUUGUAUGUUCCUUUACAUGUGUUGGCUGUUUGACUUGGACAAUGUGGAGGUUAAAAUUGUCUGAUUGUGAGCACAUAUAGUUUUGGUGUGUGUUUGAGAUUUACAUGCUUUACUGUUGUCCUCAAUAUAAAAAUGUAUAAUUUGCUUGGUAUGUGUUUUUUUUUUUUUUUUGUUUUGUUUUUUUUGUUUUGUUGAUUUACUGCUUGAUUCAUAUUUGCAAAGUGUUCUAAUUUGAAUGUGCAAUUUCAUACAGACACAUGCCGGCGCAUACGAGUCGAGAGAUCUUAGUGAUUUUUAGUAGUCUGACAACUUGUGAUCCUUCAAAUAUCUAUGAACUAAUAAAGGUAAAUGCCUUAAAGAAACCAAGGAUAUCUAGCAUUGUCAGUGCAGUCCUAGAUUAUGGAGAAUGUGACUUCUUCUUAUACUGUCCUUAUAAGUCUGGGUUUCCUUCACACAAAGUGACUAGGGAGGGGGCUUUUAAGAUAAAAUGCAGACUAUUGUGACUUAUUUUAUGUGUUUUUCAUAUAACUGUUUUAGUUGCCCUCUAGUUUUUUAUUUUACAUCUACCACUAAAGUAUUUUUUUUUUUUUUUAAUAGUAAUCAGAAUAAUAACUGCAUUAUUUUAGAAUAGCCACAAGUAGCAAUUUCCCAAGUUUGUGCAUUGACUACGUGUCAUAACUGUUUUAAGAAGCAAAUUUCGAUUUAAGGGUAGAGUAGCGCAACCUGAGUUAUAAUGUAAUGGUUGAUCAUAUACAGCAGCAGACAUUUUAGAGAACCCUGUCUAAGACAGACCAUCCAUGUUCUUUGGAACGACUAAGAGAUCUUCCUCUUAACCAGGGCUGAUGCUUUUUCUUUGUAGAGCUAGAUGUUAAGUACGUGGUGUUGCCGUCCAUUUGAAAUGUUUUUGUACAUUGACUGACUAUACGUUGUCUUUGAUUUCCUUGGCAGUGUUUGAAAGCCAGCAAAAUCAGAGUGUCUGUCAUAGGCCUUUCAGCUGAAGUUCGAGUUUGCACUGUGCUGACAAAAGAGACUGGUGGUGAGCAGUAUAUUCUAUGAAAUACGUCUGAAGCCUGUUUGAAAGGGAAAGGAAGAUGGGUGUGUGUUCAUGGAACACUCCAGGUGUCACAGAACUGCACCCUUCUUGGUCUCAAAUCACCCAUAUUCUAUCAAAACAUUAUGACAAUUGUAGUAUUUCAUCACCUGGAACACAGGACCUGACAAUGUGAAAAGAGACGUCAGUAUUUUUCAAAAGAGGAAAGUUAAAAAAUAUGUCUAUAUGGCAGCCGCUGGUAAAACUAGUAUCUAAAAAACCUUAUUAUAAAGGAAAAUGUUAAGCCAGAGGGGCUAAAAACUAAAAAAUGAUGUGAAAUUGAAAUGUUUUUAAAGUAAACUAGUGUGCUGCUUAAAUCAGGUUAAUGUUUAUAUAACAGAGUUCAAAUAUUGAAAAAGAAAAAAAUUAAUCUUGCCAUGCACCCUUGCAAAUAUUUGGUUUAGUUUACACCCAAGGUCAUUGUGUAUUGUAGCACGAUGACACCUUGCAUCUCUUGUGUUGAAGAAACUAAAAGACAGUCCUUCCUCUUGUUAGUUUGAAGUUUAUCAUUGGUAUACCCACCAAUACAAGUUCAAAGAUGUCACAUGAACACAAUUCUUGUAUUGAGAGAUCUGACAAUGCUUUGCCUGUACUAGUGCCAGGAGGGAACAUGCUGGAGAAAUGGAACAAUGUGGGGAAGAUAUAAUUUACGUUAGUCACAAAAACAUAGUACUUUGUAUAAACCUACAGAGGAAAAACAGUAAUUAAAUGUGGGGGAUGUUUUAUCGUUCCAUUACUUUAUCUAUGUGUGCAUUGUUGUGAGUUCUUUUCAUGUGUUGCUUGUGUUUUUAUUUUAUAUAGGUGUCUACCAUGUUAUUUUGGAUGAAAGUCACUACAAAGAACUCCUUAUGUAUCAUGUGAGCCCUCCUCCUGCAAAUAACAGCUCGGAGUGUUCUCUCAUCCGCAUGGGUAAGCAAACUCUUCCUUCCUUUUUUUUUUUUUUUUAAUGAAAAAUUGAUCCAUGGUGUAAUUUGUAAAUAUGACUCUGGUGAUUAUUUUAUUCUGUAUAGCAUUGAUGAUUAUUAUUAAGUACGCCGUUUCAGAUGAUGCUCAUUUUGUUUUCCUUUUUCUAAAACGGUAUUUGCCUUCACAGGGCAAAACCUUUAACUCAGAAGUUGUUUCUGCAUGUUUUCUUUGACAAUAUAUGAAAAAGCCGCUUGCAAAAGCUGCAUUUCUUGGCCCCAAAUUUACUCUUUAGGCAGGACAUUCAUCUCAUUGAGAAGCCUCUCUGCAGGAGACACGAGCGCACACAAAUUCGGCCUUGCUCAUAGAGAAGACAGGCACAUUCUAUUCUAAAUUGUCAACACAAAAUGACAGACUAAAAAACACAUAGCACAUCAUAUUUGAAGUGCUCUUCGUGUCUGGAGUGUUCCUUUGUGGAUAUCCCAUAAGCUUCUACCCAACACUUAGCAGCAGUGUCAUUCACGACACAUUUAAAGUGCUGGUCUAGAUAAUAGAAACUUUGUUUGUGUUUUGUUAAAAAAAGGAGCACAACUCUAUCAUGCAAAAGUUCUUUCAUCUAAUAACCGUUCAUAAGCCAAUAUAAGAUUUAAGUUGUGAUUACGUUGCCAUCUUUCUUUGUAGGCUUUCCUCAGCAUACACUGGGUUUUCUCUCCGACCAAGACGCAAAACCAUCUUUUAGUAUGGCGUAAGUGUUAAACAUUCAGUUUUGUUCAUACGUGUUAACUGUUUCUGUCAGUGGUGUUAUUUAGGCAAGCUGUUAGCACGCAUGUUUCUCUUACUGCUUCUUCAGUGGAAGGUGCUCGUUUUCAAUAAUUAGAGGUGAUGAAAGAUCUUCUGACUUGAGUGCAUGUUAUUGGGGUCCAUUCUGGAGCUUUGAAUGACUGGAUCCAUCUGACAGCAGGUGUGAUUUUCAGACCGGUUCCAUUGAGGAAGCAAUAUCUACUCUUAAAGGUUUACUCGAAGCACCAUGACCACUUUAAGGAUUUGCAGUGGUUAUGGUGCUUUGAGACUGAAACAAUACACCUUCAGAGAUAUAUCAGCAUUCUGGCAGAGGAUGAAAGUUCUAGGUUGGCUAAUGUUAAUUCUAUGCGUACUGGGUGUCUCUUGUCAGCUCGACCCUCUAUCCUGCCCCAGUCCUCUCCUCAUCCUCUGGGAUGUUCCUUUCCCUGCAGUGAUGGGGAGUGACUUCACUGAAAGAGGAUCAAGUUGCAGGGAGAAGUUGACUUUGGCACUGGAUCGAAGAAUAGUUUUUUUUUUUUUCUUUAUCUUUUUUAAUCUUUUUAAAGUGACAGAGGCCAGCAAGGUUUACUCUAUCCAAAACCGUGUUUUUAUAAUAUACUGGUUUUGGUUUGAGUUACACUUUAGCUACACAUAUUUAAAAGAUAAUAAAUAAAAAUAUACCAUCUCAAAAUAAUUUUCUCUUCAUCAAUAUAAAUGAAAGAGAAAAAUAUGUGUGUAAUGUGCAUGAAUAAUGUACUCAUGCAAACAUAACAAAUUCAGGUAGAUUAAAUUAAUUUGUUGAAAUAAAAAUCAAAACUGUAUUAGUUCACUCAAACCAGUAUACAUUUUUUAAUUCAAUUAAAUUAGCUACAGUGUAUUAGUUCGCUCAAACCAGUAUACAUUUUUAAUAAAAUUAGCUACAGUGUAUCGGUUUACUCUAACCAGUAUACAUUUUUAAUUCAAUUAAAUUGGCUACAGUGAUUUUGUUGUUUAACUCAGGCCCACUGUCAUUUAUUAGUCAGAUCACUUUGUUUAUGCAGUCCUUGUUUCCCCUUCCCUGCCUGAGACUAAUAUAACCUCCCUACACACUUAUAUAAUGAUUUUAAAUUUAUUUUACUGUGUUUGAUUUAGAAUUUCUUAUCUCCACCUCUGUUAAAGGAUCACUAAGGUCACCCAGACCAUUUAAUUUCCAUGAAGUGGUCUUUGACUUGCAUUUUUAACCCUUUUGUAGAAAGAACAAUGUUUACAUUGCAGGGUCAAACACACCUAUAGUGGCUGUUUUUCUAGAUAGCCACUAGAGGUCCUUUUGCUGCACUAGCAGAGUAAAAUGCAAUGCUUUCCUAUGAGAAGCAUUUGAAUGUACGCACUGAAGCAGUUUCCAAUAGAGGAGCAUUGGACUGGCCAUCAGUUGGAGACACAGGAAGUGGAGGGGCUCGCAGGGCUGUGGGGGGGAGGAGGGGGCUAAAACAAAUCUGUAGGUACAGCUCACCAGAGCUAGGAAUACAUGUCUGUAUUCCUAACACUAUAGUGUACAUUGAGUUGCCUGCUAGAGCCUGCAACAGAUUAGAGUUCAAUUAACAGAACAUAAGAUAAUUAACUUCUAAAGUAAACACACUGUGCUUUAAGAUUUGGUUGAAAACUAAACAUUUUUUUUCUAUGUUGGCAUUGUGAUUCACAGGCAAGGUAUGGGUAAAAAAAAACCAAAACACAUGCUUCCUUGAACUACUUGAGUGGCCAGACACAUUUUAUUACUAUUUCCUCAGUUUUUAUUUAACAAAGUUUUGGCUGGUGUUCAAUACAGUAGGAAGAAAUAAGUUCAGAUCGGGAUGUAUGAUACCCUUUGACAAAAGCUCUGCACAAUAUACAUGUUUUGUAUGGUUUUCAGGCACCUUGAUAACAACACUGAUCCAGGCCUGACAUUAGGCGGUUACUUCUGUCCACAAUGUAAAGCCAAGUACUCUGAACUUCCUGUGGAAUGUAAAGUCUGCCGUAAGUACAUACAGAUCCUAUUUUAAGGUCUGCUGUGUGGAAAUCUUGACUUUUCCAGAAUAGAAAUAACAUUGAGUGAAAUGAGUCAUUUGUAAUCGGUACAGAGUAAAGGAUCCAUCAUUAUUAAACUAUUUGGAUGUCUGGCGGGCUAAGCAUUAUAUGGCAAUAUAAAUUAAAUGUGGUCCUUAAAAGAGCGUUAAUUUGAUUACCUAAUUAUUUAAUUAGUACAUUACCAGUUCAUUGGGUCCCUGCAAAAGAAACACUGGAAUUUGCCACAGCUUAGUCUGAAUUAUGGUGGUUGCUUUCUCAGUGCCAAAGUUCUCUUGCAAGGUUCCUUCCUUUUUUUUUUUUUUUCAUACCAAUGUGCUCCACUACAAAAUUGACGCUUUGUAUGCUAUAGAUCCAGAAUACUUUACAGGUUCCAGUAUAAUACAGAGAUAUGUAGUUUGAAAUGUCAGCUACUGUUGUCAGGGCUGCUUUAAUUGAUUUCUUUACUAAAGCUUAAAGUGGCACUGUCACCGUCUCUUGACUUUGCAUAUUUUGUAAAGACCACAGACAUGAAGCUACUACUUUCUCGCAUGCAUGAGAUUAUAGCCGAGAGGUCUAAGAAGGAUCCUGCGAGACCUCGGGAUCGACCAUAGAUGGAACCAGUUUCCCUGCAGUAGUCACUGGUGAGGGCUGGGGGGAAUUGACAUUUCCAGGCAGUGGUCGUUCCAUAAAGUGUCAGGCGUAGGAAAAAUACUGAGACAAAGUAGUCCCUCAGUGACUAGUCCCUACUUUGUCUCAGUACAUCUGUUGACUGGGUUGAAAUUUUGGUAAAAUUCCAAGACCGUAAAUAUGAGUUUCAUAAAGAUUUUAUCUUUAUGAAAUACUAAUUUUGCAGGGGGUGGCAGAGGGUGUGUGACCACGCUGUUUUAAAGGGACACUCUAAGCACCAGAACCACAACAACAACAACGUAAUGCAGUUUAUCUGAUGCAAAGUGACUGUGCAUGCACAUUAGAUGGAAAAGUAAAAAAUAUAAUUUAACGGAGACUGAAUAUCUAAACAUACAUGCUUGUAUUUGUAAAGUUAGAGUAUUCUUUUAAAUUGGUUACAUGCCUGUAACUGCUUAAUUUAAGCUUAACAUAUCCAUGCUUGAUACUCGUGUAAAGAAUUUAAUUAUUUUUCAGGUUUAACCUUGGUGUCGGCCCCUCAUCUUGCUCGUUCCUACCAUCACUUAUUUCCACUAGAUGCAUUUAGUGAGGUUCCCCUGGAGAAGUAUGAAGGAGAAAGGUAAUUAUUUUAUACUGUAUUCUUAAAACAUUAUUUAUGACAACUAGGCAAAACUAAGGGAAGUUCUCUAUCCAUUCCAGUCGAUUCUAACUCUAUUGAAAAUUGUAAGCAAUUUGAAAUAAUAUGUUACUUCCUUGAUUGAAGGUACUGUCGAGCCUGUGAUGGAGAUCUGAAAGAUCCACAAGUAAGUCCUGUUCACUUAUCUUCUCAUGUAACACAUUACAGUCUGUAUGAGGAAAUCAAAUGCUUUUAUGUCAUGGCAGUUAAACUUCAUAAUAUCCGUAUGGGGAGAUAUGGUCUUCUGUACUGCACACUUUUUAUUUCUUUUUUCCUAUAUCCUCUUUUUUUUUUUUUUUUUUUAAACCUCUCUCCUUCCCGUAAUACAUUUGAGUUCAAAAUCCUUGUUUAGGAUAUCGUUUUAGAGACAUUAUAGCAACUGUUUAAAUAACUUUUGUCAAGCUCUUGAUAGUUCUGAAAGUUUGACUGAAAUAGUUCUGUCAUUUUACCCCUGGUGGAAUUAAUACCUUGAAUUCUUUAUUGCCCGGAGCUUUGUGGAGUUGUAAACACCAAAUCUUACAACAUAAACAUUAAACUGGCCAAGAAACACUUCCACCCCUGGUCUGUCUAGUAGACAAGUUGCUACUGGAAAAAAGACUUGGUAAUAACCCCAAAAAGUUUAUAUUUUAGUUUACAUUGUUGCACUUGAUCCCAUUUAGUUCCUAUGUAAACCUUUGGCAAUUGGUUGAACUCCAACUCUGACUAUUCUUAGUAACGUGACUAAAGUCAGGAUAUUGUAGUUUAUCUUGUUUAACAAUGCAAUAUUGCCUUUGAUGUCCGUCAUUUCAUUUUUAUUGUUAAAGGGGGACUAUAGGCACCCCUUCAUCGCAAUGAAGUGUACUGGGUGCCUUUCCUGUUGUGUUUAACUCUGCAACUGAAAACAUUCUGCAGUCACUAAUGUGCUUCUGUGGAAAUAAUUGACUGAAACGUGGCUAUUUUAAUCAGAUGGUCUCAUAGCGAAACACUUUGGUUAUUGCAGUGCUGUGUUUUGCUGCGCAUGUGCAUUAUUCCCCCCAGUACUUUUGUAUGGGAAGCAAUUGGAUUGGCUGAGAUUCAUACACUGAUGAUCUCAGCCAAAGAGGCAAAGCUUCCCCAUUGAGACACGCGUGGCGAGGGCUCAUAGGUAAGAAAAACUCACCCUUCUAACCUUCACACGGCAAGGGGAACAUGAAUACAGUAAAAAAAAAAACGAUAGCAUUUGAAAUACAAGUUUGUUCCUUUAAAUCGUAAUUGGAUGGUUGCAUUUAGUGACUGGUGACAUCUUUGUUUUUCUUUUCAAUGAAGGUUUAUAUUUGCACAGUUUGCCAGAGCGUCUUCUGCGUAGAGUGUGACCUGUACAUUCAUGAUUCUCUUCACUGUUGUCCAGGAUGUAUCCAUGCGCAACCCAGUUCUGCGAUGUAAUGAAGGCUGCCUUACCUGAAAUGUUCAUUCAAACUGGGGUUUAUUCAUUCUUGUACAUAAUGUAGAAUAUUUAGGAAGAAGACAAGACUUAGAAAUAGAGCAAUCCUUGUUGCAAUCACAGGAAUGUUCCUGCUAAUUGCAUUGCUCUAAGAACCUCUGUGUCAGUGACAUGCUUGUAAAUCUCUCCCAUUAUAUAUUUUUUUAAUUUACUAUUUUUAUAGCAAUUCUGUAAGGUGUGUUUGGGUAAAUUGACCAUGGGCUAAACUGACAUGGAGUCAGUUGAUAAUAAAAUUCCAGUUAUGCAUUGUGUUGGCACUUUAUAGUGAGUCCUUGAAUCAGUCACACAAUACCUGUACCCUCUAAACGUCAAUUUUAACAACCCAUGUUCUACCACCUUGGAUUUCUUUUCUGGUGACCUGCUUCUAGGACACAAGAUCAAAGUUCCCAUAACUUGCAGCGCAAGCCUAGCAUUAAACAUGCCUGUGGUGUGUAAAAUGAACUCAUGGCAUUGUACACUCUCAUGUAUUUCAGCAGUGCUCCGUGCAUGGUGAUCUUCCAGCAUUCCAGGUUAAUACAGUCCCCAGAAGGGCCUUUGCCAAGUGCUUCCUCUUAACAUACCUCCAACACUGCUCUAUUCCUCAUGUGCUUUACUGCCACCCACUGUUGGGAGUUAUAAAUGUCUAACAAGUACAUAGACAUUGCACUUGUUACACUAGACAUUGUGUAAUUAAUUUGCAUGCAUGGUGUGCACACAGUCAUAUAUGAACUCCAAUGCACAGGCUAGGAAGCAAACAUCAGGUUAGUAUAUUAUUUAUGUAUACAUUCUCUGGCAAUUUUUGCUAGCACAAUUAAAAUAUUAAAUUAUAUUUUAGAACUGAAUUGAAAUAAUGUAUUUGCUUUAACAUUACCAAAAAUGUAAAGUUUUAUUCAAGACACUUUUCAAACUGUGGCAUAUCUCUUCACAUUAGAGUUCCUUUAGCUCAUGUUUUCUACCAUUAUGCUGCAAUGAUCAGGAAUGGAUUCAUGUACAAAUUGAUCCUGCGUGCAUUUCAUUUGUUUUUCGGUCAAAUGUAUACAUUGCAUUGAUCUUCCUCCCACGGAUUUGAUUGGAAGCUAUAUGCACCUAAAUAUCUGUAAUUUGCCUUAAAAUAUGAAGUAAUGAGUAGUGUUUGUGCCACUGUAUCCCCUUGUUUACAUCAAUUUGGUUUCCAAGAAAAAUAGCUAAUGCACUAAAAAUAAAUUGAUAAUUCAGAUGUCGGCUUUCUAGUGAAAGCGUUACAGCUUCUAAUUUGUAAAAACAAACAAAGCUAUUUGUGCAAGAUUUAUUUAUAAGCCAGAAAACAUGUUCAUAGUUUGCAGCUUUCUGAUAUAAACUGAACAUUGUGCAGCAGACCUAAUGCCUUCAUUCAUAGCUUUGUGCCAGGUUGUAGGUCUUUGUGCAUUGUACGUGUGACUUUAUUCAUGUUUUCCUUUUUCAUGGAUGAUAUUAUUGCAGCAGUUGUGAGAACUUUCUCAUUGAGAUCAAUGAGAGCGCUCAAAUAACCUCUUGACUUAACUUUAAAGGAAAUCAAACAUGUACUCCUGACCCAUCUGGUUUCUGAAUGAUGAGGGUCAAGCUUCCGCGGGCUGAGUAUUUUAAACUGGACCUGUAUGACACAUUGCUGCAUGUUGUGUCACAUCUUCAUCUGUAGCCUGAGAUUACAUGAAUUUAAAAAAUAUAUUUUUUGAUUUCCCCAAUCUCUUAUACAUUUACAACUUUGUACAGUAAAAUAUUUGUAUCUGAUGUAAAUAAAACAGUUUGUGGUUUUUUUAAUUUA
This is a messenger RNA of Pelobates cultripes (western spadefoot toad), 22466 nucleotides long. NCBI's taxonomy places the organism in Eukaryota, Metazoa, Chordata, Amphibia, Anura, Pelobatidae. The record is from the annotation of a GenBank genome assembly.